Podarcis muralis (Common wall lizard) is the source of this 4976-nucleotide messenger RNA. It is a transcript of the gene IL17RD, whose product is annotated as interleukin 17 receptor D. NCBI's taxonomy places the organism in Eukaryota, Metazoa, Chordata, Lepidosauria, Squamata, Lacertidae. The record is from RefSeq and is a predicted model, not a curated record. Gene Ontology annotation, molecular function: interleukin-17 receptor activity.
UAGACAUAUGUCUGGGUGCCUUGCUGCGCGCAUGCGCGCCAUUCCCCUUUCCCUCCCCUCCGCUCCUUUGCCUUCUCCAACCUGAAGUUGCCUGUGGAGCAACUUCAUUCGGGGCUCCGGGCGCUGCUGCAGCUGCAAGGCAGACGAUGGCACCUUGGCUGAAGUUCUGCUCCUUCUUCUUCUCCCUCACUGCCUGCUUCGACGGCCCGAGGCUGGCCGUGUCCGCGGGAGGGACCAGCGGCAGCGGGGGCAGGAAGGGGCCAGCGGGAGAUGCUUGUGGCUGGAAGGCUUUAUCGCCAAUUGGAAAGAAUCCCGGGUUACUUAAUAUCACCUUUAAGUAUGACAACUGUACUCCUUAUUUGAGCUCACUGGGAAAGCAUGUAAUUGGUGAUGUACAGAACAUCACUAUUAGCCAGUAUGCAUGCUCUGAUCAAGUUGCCGUGACAAUACUGUGGACAGCAAAUCCCAUUGGUAUUGAAUUUCUGAAGGGUUUUCGAGUAAUACUUGAAGAGUUAAAAUCAGAGGGAAGACAAUGUCAACAGUUGGUCUUAAAAGACCCAAAGCAGCUGAAUUCAAGUUAUAAAUGGACUGGAGUGGAGUCUCAGUCUUUUCUCAAUCUGAAAUUUGAAACUGACUACUUUGUGAAGGUUGUCCCUUUCCCAUCCAUUAAGAACGAAAGCAACUACCACCCAUUUUUCUUCAGAACUCGGCCCUGUGAACUGCUACUGCAGCCAGAAAACUUAGCCUGCAAACCUUUCUGGAAGCCAAGGAAUCUGAACGUUACCCAGCAAGGCUUUAAUAUGCACGUGUCUUUUGACCAUGCACCGCAUAAUUUUGGAUUCAGAUAUUAUUAUCUGCACUACAAACUUAAAAACGAAGGACACUUCAAACAGAAGACUUGCAAACAGGAAAAAAAUACAGAUGUCACAAGCUGUAUUCUUCAGAAUGUCUCACCAGGAGAUUAUAUAAUAGAGCUGGUUGACGAUACCAAUACAACAAGGAAAACAAUGCAUUAUGCAUUAAAACCAGUGCACUCCCCAUGGGCCGGGCCGAUAAGAGCAAUAGCCAUUACAGUUCCAUUGGUUGUCGUCUCUGCAUUUGCAACACUUUUCACAGUGAUGUGCCGCAAAAAGCAGCAAGAAAAUAUCUAUUCCCAUUUAGAUGAGGAGAGUUCAGAAUCUUCAACCUAUUCUGCUGCCCUCCAUGUGGAAAGGCAACGACCUCGGCCCAAAGUGUUCAUCUGCUAUUCCAAUAAAGAUUGUCAGAAGCACAUUAAUGUCAUCCAGUGCUUUGCCUAUUUCCUCCAGGACUUCUGUGGUUGUGAGGUUUCUUUAGACUUAUGGGAAGAUCUGAGGAUUUGUAAAGAAGGUCAAAAAGAGUGGCUUCAUCGAAAAAUCAACGAGUCCCAGUAUAUUAUCAUUGUGUGUUCCAAAGGAAUGAAAUACUUUGUGGAGAAAAAGAACUGGAAGCAUAAGGGACCCAAGGAGAAGGAUGCGGCAAAGGGAGAACUGUUUCUGGUCGCUGUAGCUUUAAUAGCAGAGAAGCUGCGUCAUGCAAAACAGAACUCACAUGACCUCUGCAAGUUCAUUGCUGUCUACUUCGAUUACUCCUGUGAGGGUGAUGUUCCUGGUAUUCUGGAUUUAACUACAAAGUACAAACUCAUGGAUAACCUGCCUCAGCUUUACUCCCAUUUACAGUCCAGAGAUCUUAGCCUUCAUGAUUCAGAAUUGUAUCCUGUACACAUCAGCAAAAGGAAUUAUUUCAGGAGCAAAUCUGGGCGCUCUCUUUAUGUCGCCAUUUGCAACAUGCACCAGUAUAUUGACCAGGAGCCAGACUGGUUUGAAAAGCAGUUUGUUCCCUUCCGCCCACCUCCUUUACAUUACCAAGAGCCAGUGAUGGAAAAAUUCGACUCUGGAUUGGUACUAAAUGACUUAGUUGGUAAACAAGUGACUGAUGGGGAUUUCUUCCUGAAAGCAGAUGCAAAUAUUGUUCUACCUUUGAAUUCAGACUCUCAUUGUGUGAUGCAACAUUUUAAUCUUGGCGAGGACAGAGACUCUCAGGACAUUCAGAAUAGUAGCUGCAUUCUUCAGCCAUUGCUACAUGUCGUAAAGGCUGCCAAUCUCCCAGAUAUGCCCAGGGACUCUGGGAUUUAUGAUUCUUCUGUUCCUUCAUCUGAAUUAUCACUCCCUUUAAUGGAAGGACUCAUAGCAGACCAAAUUGAAACCUGUUCUAUUGCAGAGAGCGUCUCUUCUUCAUCAGGACUGGGAGAAGAAGAACCUCCUUUGCUUGCUGCCACCAAAUCCUUGGUGCCUGGAAUAUGUAAAGCAGAACUUCACUGCCAUAUCCGCACUGAAGAACUGCAGCCGAUCGCACCUUUAUAACACACUGCAAGAUUGUUACGCAUUGCCACUUUAUCAUCGACAGCCUCUGUGUAUGCAUUAAUCUCUGCGUUAUCACAGCCACUUGACUUACUUGAAGGAAAAUACACUUUCCUAGCAGAUUAUCUGUUGCUCCCCAGGAGAGUUUAUGGCCAGUAUAUUUUUAUACAUAGUUCUUUUUAAAAAAAUAAAAUAAAGUAUUUUCUGCUUUGAUACUGUAACAGCUAAGAUUUUUUUUUAUUAAAAAAAGUUCUUCCUAGAACCAGACUCAUGAUCAAGUUAUAUAUACAGAAACUGAACAUGUCUACUUUCUGAAAUAUGUAUUUUGAAGUACAAAAUGAGUUGCCAGUAAUGUCUGGCACUCUGAUAAUUCAGUGCAUUAUCUUAUAUAUGCUUCUGGCUCUUAAAUACUAAAGUACUGUCUACAAUAAUAAGUCUGCAGCAGGAAUUGGGGGAUGGAAGGGCAGAAUUCAGUGUUAAAAUGCCAAAGACUAGUUCUAUAAAGGAUAGACUUUAUUAAAAAAAAAAAAAGAAAUCUCUCAUUUUUUUCGUUCAUGUUUAUCUGCCCCAUUGUGUUUUGGUAGAAAAUUAAAACAUGUCACAUUUUUUGUGUCUUAUGUUAACCUGUCGACAUAUUUAUGUUAAUCUUUAUUUUGCCAUUUCAGUUUGAGAAUAGUUUACAUUUAAACUCAAUUAUGUUUACUAGUUCUCUUCAGACUUUCAUUUUAGGAUUAAUUAUUUGUUGUUUAGGGAAAAUUGAAUCUCUGCAAAUGUUCUUAGUUGAACCUGUAAACACUAAAAUGCUAUGUAUAGUCCAGUAAAACCAUUAGGCUUUGAGGAAGGGGGAAACUAUAAGCAAUUGUUAUAGGCCGAACCUUUGCUUUAUAUGACUGACAAAGUGUCCUUAACAUCAUACUAAAAAUCUCAGAAAAUCUUAAUGAUAAGAUAAUAAUGAAGUUAUGACCUCCAUUUUACACUGGUGCCAUGGAUUUGUUACAUAUAUAAUUGUUCAUGCAUAUAUACAUUAUUUUCCCCAUUUGUUUGGUAUUUUUAAAAGACGCAAAUGUAUUAAGCAUAUACAUUUUUUAAAACAAGUUGUAUGUGCAGCAGCAGCACAACAACACAAAAUACAAGUGCAUAACAGUCAAAUGUAUGGAAAAAAUCUGGAUGUACAUGCAAAUUAAAUAUUCAGAGUCUUUGGAAUCAUUAAGCAAAGUCCAUUGAGAGACAGCUUUUGCAAAUUGUAUUAAAUGUAUUGAUCACAAUUGCCCUAAAACUGUUUUAGUCUAAGGUGGGUUAGUGUUUAAUUGCAAUAACUACAUCAAAUUUAGUAAGAAACUGUUGAUGUUAUUCUGAAAUGAAAACUUUAUUGAAUGGUUUAAACAUGAGAGGAUAUUUUGCUGAAGAAUCACUGCCGUAAAUAACGGUAUUUCUGCCCAAGGUAACUAUGCUAAAUUUUUUUUAAAAAAACUUUGCACUGCCUGCCAUGGUUGAUAUUCUAUUGCCUGCUCCUUUCUAUUUGUGUGCUGACCAGCUGGAAAGCUAGCCUGUGUAUCCUGAUUACUUGAAAGUUCAUACAGCAGUUGCACCAUAAUACCGUACUUUUCGUUCCACAGCAAUCAAGGCACUUCUGUCUGGCAGCUUUCCCUUAAUUUCAAAGUAAAAUGUGUUCAGUGAUUUUUAAAAAUUUAAAGACAAGUGGCAAACUUGGCAAACUAGGAUAGCAAAACACAUAAUAAAAAUUUUGAAUGGAAGGUCCAACUAGAUGAUGCAGCAGCUAGAACAUUGGGUGCCUGCGAACAGAUACAAAGAGGGUGCUUUCUUCUCAACAAUUAGUGUUGCCUCUGCACAUGCUGUUCCUCUCAAAACACUCCCCCACCAGCCCCCGUUGGCUCCAAGAUCAGAAGCAAACUCCACUUGAAGAGAGGGGAGUGUGAAUUGGGGAAAGGGUUCAGAAAAUGCCAUAUCUAGUUAAGUAGAGAACUCCCCCCCCCAAUGUUGUUAGACCACAACAGCCCCAGCUAGGAUGGCCAAUUGUCAGGGAUGAAUGGAAUUGCAGUUCAUUAACAAGUUACUAACACUUGCCCUAAAUUAAUUAUUUUAAUUCUUCAGAUUUUCAAUUCAGUCACAGAUUUGGCAGUUUUUCCUUACAGAUGUCAAGUUUUCAGACACUUGAAGGAUAAAUAUUUUCAAUUUGAUGUGGUUGGCUUGUGUAUUUUCAGGUGGUAAAAUUUGUUUAUGUGCUUGUAAGCCUGAAAGAGCAAGAAGUAAAUGCCUAAGCAUUGCCUAUAACUCCUUUGAUCUUUCUCCAGACUUCAUAGUUCUCUGCUGCUGUUUUGUUUGUUCUAAAUCAUUUUUUCCAGAACCAGCAGUGUGAAAGGGGUGAUAUCGCAGCCAGCUUGCCAUUCCUCUUUCAUACAGUUCUUUUAUUCUGACACAAGUGAUUGAUAACAACCACCAAUUAUUUCCCCAUAACCCAAAGUAGAUAACUUCUUACCUAGGGACAAAGAACAGCCAUAAAAAUAGGUAGAGCAUCUAUAUGGUGGGAAAGAAAUUGCAACAGUGGUACUAUAGAUAACCAGCGAACUCUUCCUACAA